Molecule: messenger RNA, 1484 nt
Organism: Alternaria rosae
Lineage: Eukaryota; Fungi; Ascomycota; Dothideomycetes; Pleosporales; Pleosporaceae
Exons: 4
Coding region: 1-1185 (394 amino acids)
Source: RefSeq, a predicted model, not a curated record
AUGACGGAACUAGUCAAGGAGCUCGACGCACUUAAGACUGCCCUAGAUGGUCUGGACCAACUCGACAGCAGCACAGCCCCCUCAGCAUUUCUUGACAUAAUUAAGUUCGUUGCGACGGACUGUCGCCAACGACUUGAAGUGUUCUGGGCGAAGACCGAGAAAUACGACUCUUCCCUAGGCCCCGCAAGUCGAUCCAACGCUCUGAGAGGUACCAUGGAUAAGCUCGACUGGACGUUCUGUCAUAAAGAAGAAGUUGUGCAACUUCAGAGAAACCUCCAAUAUUACAGCAAGGUCAUCAACAUGCUCAUGAUACGGCAUGUCGCGGGACAGGUGCAGGAUAUGAGGAAGGAGACAGAUGCAGUCUGUACACAAAUCGCUGAGCGCAUUCGUGACACACAAGACACUCUCGCAGACGUUGGCAAGGACGUAUCAAGCCAAGGGAUUGUAGCGAGUAACACUCAGACACUGAUCACUGGCCUGCAUCAGUUCAUAUUCGGCGAGGUUAGAUCAUUCUUAGCGGACUUGGGGCAGUUGGUGAACAAAGUCUUUGCCUCAACCCAGCAAAUAUUUGCCGUUGUUCUCGAAAUCCGGGAUUCAAACAAAGUAAUGGAUACUGGCUGGACUUAUUUCCAAGACCCAUUCGUUGUUGAAGAUGCCUUUGGUCGCAAGUUUCCAGUUCCAUCGGAGUUCGACUACGAUAUGCUGGAUACGAUCGACCGGCGGAAAUUUCAAACCGGUGUUGGCUCGCAAGAUCAGGAGGUGAAGGCGGCUGCCCACCACGUGGCACACUUGCGCUUUCCACUUCAGCAUACUGACGCUUCCCUGGCGCCUACGUACCACCACCUUCGCUCACCUUUGAUCCCCACGCCUUUCAUUCCACAUCAGCAACAAAUCGCACUCAUGGCCAACCACAGGGCGAUGCAAGAGAUGAGCCGUCUCGAGGACCUGCAACUGCAGCGCGAGCUCAAGCAAAGCGUCCUUGGAUACAUCAUCGACAUGUACCAACCAGCCUACCCCAACAACCAUGGCUUUUCCAUCCUCAUCUGCCGCCACAUGUUUGACCGCUCCUCUUCCAUCCCCGCAGCCGCCGCCUUGGGCCGCCGCAACGAUAGAGAAGAGUUCAUCAUGAUCCGCGCGGUUACACUCAGCUCAGCGAGCCCGGAACUAAGAAGUGGACGCUCGUAGCUGGGAGCAGCAAGGCGUACUUCGGUAUCAUAUCUGCGUUGCAAGAGUUUACGAAAGACUCGGAGCGAGAGAUGGGGAAUAGGACGGCUUCGAUGACUGUAGACAACAAGAGGCAGCGCAAUGAGAGAUAUAAGGGUUGGAUUGAUCAGGGUGGGUACAUGUCAAGACGUUCGCGCAAGAGGCAGAGGGACAGAGCAGAACAUGGGCUGGCGGCGGCGAGCAGCUUAGACUGAUGACGUGACUCGGAUACGAUGACAGGUUUGACCUUCGGAAAAUGAGGUGUAUACAGUUUACUAUAC